Nelumbo nucifera (sacred lotus) is the source of this 21977-nucleotide messenger RNA. Lineage: Eukaryota; Viridiplantae; Streptophyta; Magnoliopsida; Proteales; Nelumbonaceae. The record is from RefSeq and is a predicted model, not a curated record.
UUUUACAGCCAAAGGGAAAACAAGAAAAUUUUUUCCCAACAAUAAUUGCUAUGUCUAUUUCUUCCUAUUUGUAAUUUGAAAUUUCCAAGGAAAUUUGUAUCAAACCACAGGAGCAAAUGAUCCAUGAAUAGGAUGACCAUUGCUUAUCUGGCCAAUACUCAGAAUGGUGGUUAUAUAACAAGUGGCAUUUUGUCACUUCUGCCUACUUUAGAGUUCACCCCAGUAUAGCUUCAAGGAUUUUUCAGCACAACCAGGGAUAUGAAGAAUCCUACACAUUAAGCUUACUUCUGGAGUUCAUCACUAUCAAAGGAAAGUCGUUGAGAGUCCAGACCAUCUCACCUUGAUCUGAAGCAGUCCAACUGCAUCAACAAUGACAACCGAAGCUGAACUAUCAGAAUCUAGCUCUGCAAUGAAAAUAGAAGGGGAAACCAAAGAGCUGAAAAGUGGCCAUCUUGAAACAACUGUACAUGAAUCUUCCUUAGGAAAACUGCAGAAAGUUGAAGGUGGUCUUGUCACACUAUCUGAGAUUGUUGGAAACUCCACAACCAUGGAAGACUCGGAAGCAGCUCCGAAUGAUAAGAAUGAACUUAUGAGUCCCAGUAUUGAAGGCAAUUUUGGUCUUCCUGAGGGUGAAAGUUUUUUGGUAUCACCCUCACUUCCCAAGGUUGCUUCAAAAGAAACCUGCAGAGCAUCUGACAUUGGUGAGACUGAUGAAGAACUGAUAGGAAAGGAAGGGUUGGAGAAUGGAAUACAACUGCAGAAAGAUCAAAGUGUUGCUGAGGAAGAUAAGCAUGACAUUCCAGAAUUAGAAAAGAAUCUGGAGUCAGUUGAUCCAACUGGGAAGACUGGAUGCCCAGAAAUAGAGAGAAGAAGAGAGAAUGUGGAUAAUUCAUCUAUUACACAUCUAUUGAUUAAAGAAAACGCAGAAUCAAGUCAUGAAGUCCCCAAUCUUGAUUCAGGGAAACAAGUUUGUCAAGAAAAUGUAGCUCCUCAAGAAAAGCACAUUGAAGCACAGAGGAAAAGCAUGAAGGAAACAAUUUCAGAACAGGAGGAAAUUGCAGACAGGAUGCUGGCAGUGGGUUUGAACUUACAAACAAGUGGAUUGGAAGUUCAAGAACCUGAAAAAUCUGGUGCAUUGCACAUUGAGGAGAAACUGGAGGUCAAGGAUACCAGUGAUAACAUGGAAGUAGAGAUGGCAAAGCAAGGAACUUCUGGGAUAGGCUUGCAUAAAAUUGAAACAGAAUGCAAGAUAAUUGAGAAGAGAAUUGAGGUGGAUGGUUCCACUACAAAGCAAAGUACUAUAUUUGUUAGAAACGAAACAGUUGACUAUUAUGGCCAAGAAUACGAAGACAACAGUCUGGCGAAAUCACACCGUGAUAUGAAUGGUGCAGAUCAGAAUUACAAAACAGAUGAUGCUGAGACUAUUGAGCAUGCAGUCAUAAAUGGAGAGGUGCCUGAGCAACCUAAGAAAGUUGGUCCAGAUGGCACCGAGCAACAGGUCAUAAAUGAAGAAGGCACUUUUAAGGACCUCUUGAUGGAAUUUACCAGGGAAGAAACAGUUACAGAGAGCUCUACAGAAGACAAAAAGGAGCCCAGUGAAGAGGUUGAAGUUGCAUUUGUUAAGCAGGUAAAUGAGGGACCUGGAACAACUAGUGGUGGUAAGAACACAAAGGAAGCGAUAAUGGAGGAGAAUAACACUGUUAAGGACCAUUCUGCUGCUCUUGUAAAGGGGGGCAAGAUGUCUGGGGAACUUGGCAUGGAUAGUUUGGGAAAGCACUAUGAGGAGCAGAUUGCAGAGGAAGAUAGCACUGUUGAGGACACUUCCAAGGUAUCUACUGAAGAAGCAGUUAGAGAAAGUUCUUGGGAAGAUGAAAUGGAGGUUAAAGACUAUGGCUUAGAACCCACAGAACAGAACUUUGAAGCAACAGGUUGCAUAAAGGAGACAGAAAUGAUGACUUCAAAAAAUGAAGGGAACCCAAAUAAUAAGCCUAAUACUUCUUGUGUUACAGAAAUGGAAACACUAAAGAAAGAAAAAAAUAGCAAUCAUGUGGGGUCUGAAGAGCCACUUAAGGAGGAAUUACAGAAUGCAGAAAACCCUGAAGAAAAGUUGGAAGGUGCUUGCAAUCUUGCUCCAAGUGAGAAGAUUCUAGUUACAGAUGAGAUGAAUUCAACUAGCUCAGAAAGUCCACGAGUCAAUUAUGUGAAAAUUAAGGAAACCUCCAACAUAGGUGAAAAUGUGUGUGAGGAGAUUUGUGGAGCAGAACUAAAUAAAGGUGAAGGUGAACAGAAUAGAAUUAAGUGUGAAAUACCAGUGGGAGCAACUGAUACAGUUUCAGGACUUGAAGACCUGGGUACCAAAACAACUAGUGAAGAAGAAAUUACUUAUGGUAAAGCUCCCAUAGAUGACAAAGUAGAAGAAAAUGAUCAUGGACCUUCAACACUGGCAUCACAAGAACAGGAACUGAAAUCAAUUAAAAGCAAGGAUACAGAAGAUGAGAUUUCAACAAUAAUUGAAGCUCAAGGUGAGAACCUGGAAACCCCUUUAAAUGCAAGCAUGGAAGAAGCCAAGAUGUCAGAGGACAUUCGUGAAAUGCAAUCUGAAAAUGUUGGGAAGGAGAGUCCAAAGGAAGAGCUCCAAGAAGAUGAUGAAAAUUAUAUCAUUGAAUUGAAAGAUGAAACAACCAUAGAGAGGGAAAGAACUACUGAAUGUACAAAGACAACUGAGAAUAUCAAACCAGAAAUUUUGAAAAAUGAGGAAAUUUUGGAGGCAAACUCGCAGGACAAAUUAGAUGAUGAGGAGCCAUUUGUUGAAUUGUCCACAGAUCAUCAAAAACCUGGUGUAUGUGCAAACAUUGGAAAGGAUGUAUUAAACAUGGAACAAGAGAAGGCAACUAUUAAAGAACUUGAUGAAAGCAUCCAUGAAGAAGGAAAAGAAGGUGAUGAGGUUGACAAUGUCUCAGCUACAUUGGAGCAGAAUCCUGGAAAUAUUGAUCCGAUAGAGAAGCUUGAAGGAGCCUCCAAAUCAGUGACCAAAGAUCAAAGACAUGUCACAGUCCUAGAAACCAAAGAGACCAAAAUUCAGGAAGAUAAUAUGACUGACAAGGACCUUAAUACUACUGCACCUAUUGAAGAUCAAGCAUUUACUCAAAGCUUUCAAGAAGAUGAAAAAGAAAGCAUGAAUCUUGAGGACAAAAGGCCCAAAUUAGAGACAGAAGAUCACAAUGAGAAAACAAAGAAUGCAAAGGAGACCAUCAAGAACAUUCUUUCAAAUAAAGAUGAAGAGGUUAGUCAAGGAGAACACAGAACUGAUGCAUGUGAAAGUAUUGAAAAACAUAUUAAAGAGGAAGAAGAUGCUACCAAGGAAAUCAACUCAAGAUCACAUGGAAAUGAAAUAGUUGAAGCCAGCUCAAAUGUGAUGGACUUUGAUCUUGCAUUGACUAAGCUCAUAAUCAAAGAAUCCGAUGCAGUUACUGAUGACAGCAUAGAUGCAAUGACCUUAAAUGGCAAAGUACUGAACAAGAACCUUGAAUCUUCACCUCUAAUAGAACCAUCAAAAGAAGAAACAGGAGAAACAGAAAGUAGUGAGAAGCAAAUGAACAUCCCUUUUUUGGUGUCUGAGGUGUCUGAAGACAUAAUUAGAGAGGGGUUUGAACAACCUAAGAUAGUUGAUGCAAGUGAGGAAUCAAAAAAACAGGUCAUAGAUGAAGAAGGCAUUGCUAUCACCCUCUCCAUGGAAUCAACUAAAGAAGAAGCAGUUGAAGAAAUCUCUCAGGAAGCCAAAGAGACCAUAGGAGAGGCACAUGAGGAACUUGCAACCAGUGAAGGUGAGACCACCAAGAAAAUGAUUGUUGAGUUAAGUAGUGCGGUUGAGGACCACUCCAUAGUAACUUCUAAAGAAAGCUCUCAGGAAGAUGAGAAACAUGGGAUACUAUGGACAGACAGUGAGGGUGAGGUCAAAGAAAAACAGAUCACAGAGAACGAUAGCAUCACUGAAAACAGCUCUGAAGUACCCAUAGAAGAAGACACAGCUAAAGAGAGCUUUCAAGAAGAGGAAAAAGAGGCCAAGAAACCUGAAAAUGUUCAAGAAAUUGAAUUAGUUUCCACAGAGCAUAACAUUGAAAUAACAAGUCAUACAGAGGAGAUAGAGAUGAUGACAACUUCAAUCAAUGAGGAAGAAAUACUGCAGAAACAAAAGAGAGAGUAUUUGGAGAGCAAAGAGAAGCUUGUCUUGUGUGGGGAGAAAAUCAAAGUGGAUUUAGAGAAAGAAGAGAACACAAGUAAACAACUCAAUACAGAAACUAUUGCUGCGGUGACAGAAGGGUCAAGAUUGCAGGAAGCUGAACAAGGAUAUAUACAAGGUGCUUCUGACUCUGAUUCUGAAGAUAAAAAUAGAAUAACAAUUGAAACAAAAUCAAGUAGCUUGCAGAGCCUACAUGUUGAACAUGUGAACCUGGAGAAGAAAGCCAAUUUAAAUGUGAAUGCAGGCAAGGAGAUUCUAGAAGCAUCUGAAAAACUGGAAACAGAUGAAUGCGAACAGAGAAUUAAGUAUGAAAUGCAGGUGAGAGCUUCUGAUACAGUACCAAGUUUUGAAAUCCAGGUUAUUGAAAUAACCAUUCAAACAGAAAAGAUUGCUGCUAAAUUUCCCUUAGAUGACAAAUGGGAAGAGAGGCUUCAUGAAUCUUCUACAUCAUCAACCAAAGGAAAGGAGUUCAAGUCAAUUGAAACAAGCAAGGAUAUAAAAGAUGAGGAUCCAAUAGAAAAUGAAACCCAAGAUAAAAACCCGGAAAACUCUUUAUUUUCCAGCACUAUGGAAGAGAUGUCCACAAGGAAAGAGGAGUUGAAAAUGCUUGAGGAAGUCCAUCAAAUGCAGUCCGAAGGUAUUAAAACAACUAGUGAAAAAGAGAUUAAUUAUGGUAAAGCUCCCUUAGAUGAAAAAAUAGAAGAGAAUGUUCAAGAAUCUUCUGCACUGGCAUCACAAGAAUGGGAGUUCAAAUCAAUUGAAAGAAGUGGGGAUACAAAGGAUGAGAAUCCAACAAUAAAUGAAGCCCAGAGCAAGAAUGUGGAAACUCCUUUCAAUGAAAGCACAAUAGAGACCAAAGUUUCUGAGGUCAUUCUGGAAAUACAUUCUGAAGAUAUUGGGAAGGAGAGUUCAAAUGAAGAGCUCCAGGAAGACACAGGUGAAAAGGAUGUCCAGGUGAAAAAGAUGAGUCCAAAUGAAGAGUUCAAAAAAACUAAAUGUACAGAACCCACUAAAAAUAUCAAACCAGAAGCAAUGAAACAUGAGGAAAUUUUGGAGGCAAUCUCAGAGGACAAAUUAUAUGGUCAGAAUCCAUUUGUCAAAUUGCCAGAAGAUCUUGAAAAACCUGGUGUAUGUUCAAACACUGAAAAGGAUGUCCAGGACUUGGAGCAAGAGAAGGAAACUAUUAAAAAGCUUGAUGAAAUAAUCGAGGAAGAUGGAAAAGAAGGUGAUCAAGUUGAGAACUUUAUGGCUAUAUUGGAGCAGAAUCCUGGAGAUGUUGAUUCAGGUGAGAUGCUUAAAGGGGCCUCUAAUCCAGUGACUAAAGAUCAAAGUUACAUCAUGAUCCCUGACACUAAAGACACCAAUACUCAAGAAAAUCAUAUGGCAGCAAAGGACCAUAAUACUGCAUCUGUCGAAGAGCAAAUGGUUACUCAAAGCUUUCAAGAAGAUGAAAAAAGAAGCAGGAAUUCUGAGGACAAAGGUGCCAAAAUGGACAUAGAAGAUCACACUGAGAAAACAGAGAAUACAAAUGAGGCCAUCAGGAACAUUCCUUCAAAUGAAGAUGAAGAGGUGACUCAAGAAGAAGACAGAGCAGAUGCAAGUAAGAACACUGAAAAACCCAUUAUAGAUGAAGAGAACACUGCUAUGGAACUAAAUACAAUAUCACUUGGAGAUCAAACAGUUGAGGUCAGCUCAAAUGUGAGGGAUUGUGAUCUUGCAUCCAAUAAGCUCAUAACCAAAGAAUCACAUGGAACUGCUGAUGACAGCAUGCAGACAAUGGAUGAGGAAGAACUGAAUAAAAACCCUGAAUCUUCUGUUAUGGAAUUCCCACAAGAAGAAACAAUAGAAAAAGAAAGCAGUGAGAAGCACAUGAAUGUCUCCUCUUUGGUGCCUGAGGAGUCUGAAGAAAAGAUAAUAGAGGAGUGUGAAGAACAUAAGAUGGUUGAUGUUGAUCCAAGUGAGGAAACCAGACAACAGGUCAUGGAUGAAGAAGGCAUUGUUAUCACACUCUCCAUGGAAUCAAUGGAUGAGGCAGCCAAAGAAAUCUCUCAGGAAGUGAAAAAGGAAACAAUAGGAGAGGCACAUCAGGAAUUUGCAACCAGUGAAGGUGAAGCCACCAAGAAAAUGGUUGUUGAGGAAAGUAGUGCUGUUAAGGACCACUCCACAUUACCUGUCAAAGAAAGCCAUCAGAAAGAUGAGAAGUAUGGUGUACUACAGACAGUGAGUGCAGGUGAGGACACAGAAGAGAUUAUACAGAAUGAUGGCACUGUUGAAGACAGCUCUAAAGUGGCCCCUGGAGAAGAAACAGCUAAAGAGAGCUUUCAGGAAGACGAAAUAGAGGUUGAGAGACAUGAAAAAGCUAAGGGCUUUGAAAAAGUAUCCACAAAGACGAACACUGGAGCAACAAGUUACAGAGAGAAGAUAGAAAUGAUGGAGCCUUCAAAAAAUGAGGAAGAGAUACUGCACAAACAAAAGAAAGAGGAUUUGGACAGCAACGAGAAGAUUGUUGUGUCCGAAGAGCAUAUUAAAGAAGAUUUAGAGAAAGAAGAGAACAAAGAUAAAAUCCUUGACAUAGCAACCAUGACUGUGGUGACAGAAGGGGCAAAAUUGCAAGAAGAUGAACACAAGAUGCUAGGUGUUUUAGAUUCUUCUUUCAAAGGUAAAAACCUAGCAGCAAUUGAAACGAACUCAACUAGCUUACAAAGUCUAUGUGUUGAACACAUGAACCUGGAGAACACAAUCAAUUUAAGUGUGCACACAGACAAGGGGAUUCUUGAGACAACAGAAAAAGUGAAUACAGAUGAAGAUGAACAGAAAAUGAAGAUGGGAACUUUUGAUACAGUACCAGGUUUUGAAGAGCAGAUCAUUGAAACAACUACUCAUACAGAGAUUACUAGGAGUAGAGAUCAACUAGAGAACAAAAUGGAAGAGAAGCUUCAUGGAUAUUAUACAUUAUUAUCCACAGAAAAGGAGCUCAAGUCAAAUGGAACAGGCAAGGAUGAAAAGGAUGAUGCUCCAGUAGAAACUAAAAUGCAAGAUAAGAAGAAAAUGCAGUCUUCUACACUGGCAUCACAAGAGGUCCAAAUGCAGUCUGAGAUUAGUAAAACAGAGGUCACUUCUGGUAAAAUUCCCUUAGAUGACAAAAUAGAAGAAAAUGUUCAUGAGUCUUCUACACUGGCAUCACAAGAACAGGAGCUCAACCCAAUUGAAAGAAGUGAUGAUAUAAAAGAUGAGACUCCAAAGAUAAAUAAAGCUCAAGAUGAGAACCUGGAAAACCCUUACAGUGGUAACAUGACAGAGAGCAAGAUGUCUGAGGAUAUCCUUGAAAUGAAGUCUGAAGAUGUAAGAAAGGAGAACUUAAGUGAAGAAAAGAAUCAUGGAGAUGUUGAUUCCGGUGAGAAGCUUGAACAGGCCUCCAAAACAGUGGCUCAAAAUCUAAGUCAUGUCACAAUCCCUGAAACCAAAUUGACCAAAAUUCAGGAAGAUAUUAUAGUUGACAAGGACCAUGAUACUGCACCUGUUGAGGAUGAAAUGGUUACUCAAAGCUUUCAAGGAGAUGAAAGAGAAAGUAUGAAUCUUGAAGAGAAAGGAUUCACAUUGGAGACAGAUCACACCAAGAAAACAGAUAACACAGAUGAGACCAUCCAGAACAUUCUCUCAAAUGAAGAUGAAGAGGUCACUCAGGGAGAAGGCAGAGCUGUUGCCAGUGAGAAUAUUGAAAAACAGAAUAUGGAGGACAAUAAUUCUACUAAGGAAGUCAACAUAACAUCAUGUGGAGAUAAAAAAGUUGAGGUCACGGACACAAUGACCAACUGUGAUCUUGUAUCUACUGAGCUCAUAAUCAAAGAACCAGAUGCAGCUGCUGAUGAUGACACGGACACAAUGACCUUAAAGGAGUUUGAACAACCUAAGAUAGUAGAUGCAAGUCAGGAAAACAAAAAACAGGUGAUAGAUGAAGAAGGCGCUUUGAUCACACUCUCCAUUGAAUCAACUGGAGAAGAAGCAGUUAAAGAAACAUCUCAAGAAGCCAAACCAGAGAGCAUAGAAGAGGCACAUGAGGAACAUGCAAGCAGUGAAGAAAAAGUUAAAGAGAUUAAAGAAGGAAAAACUGCACCUGGUGGACAGGUAAAUGAGGGAUUUGUAACAACCAGUAAUGGUGAGAACACAAAGGAAGGAGUAGUGGAGGGGAAUAGCAACAUCAAAGACCAUUUUGCUGCCCCUGUUAAAAUGAUCUGUCAGGGAGACAAGGUUGAAGCUCCAUCCGAUAUGCAUAUGUCUGAAGAACUUGACACAAAUAGUGCAGGAAUGCAGUUUGAGAAGCAGAUUGCAGAGGAAGAGGGCUCUAUGGAAGCAGGAAAGCUCAAUAUAAGGGUUAAAGAGGAGCUAGAACUUGCACAACAGAACAUUGAAGAAACAGGGUGCAGAGUGGAAACAGAAGAAGCAAGCUCACAGGAAGUUGAACCUGAAGAAGGGAAUCUGGGAGUUGUUUAUAGUCUUGCUUCUGAAGAGAAUAUUCCAGAAAUAGCUGAGAUGAAUUCAACUAGCAUGGGAAGUCUAGAAGUCAAAUAUGUGGAAGUUAGAGAUAUGUCCAAUUUAGGCAAGAAUGUGAUGGAGAUUCUUGGAGCAGGACAACUAGAUGAGGGUGCAGGUGGGCAGAACAUAAAAAAGUGUGAAACAGUAAUGGAAGCAACAAAUACACAACCAGGAUUUCAAGACAAGGGUAUCGAAACAACCAAAGAAACAGAGAUACAUUUUGGUAAACCUCAAUUAGAGGACAAAACAGAUGAAAAUGUUCAAGAAAUUCCUACACUGGCACCAGAACAACAGGAGCUCAAACCAAUUGAAAGAAGCGAGAAAAGAAAAGAUGAGACUCCAAAAAUUAAUAAAGCCCAAGAUGAGAAUCUCGAAAGCCCAUUCAAUGCUAACAUGAUAGGGCCCAACAUGUCAGAGGACAUCCUUGAAAUGCAGUCUGAAAAUACAAGGAACAAGAGUUCAAAUGAAGAGAAUACUCCUGGAGAUGUUGACUCAGGUGAGAAGAUUGAACAGGUCCCUGAAUCAAUAUCUGAAGAUGCAAGUCAUGUCAAAGUCCCUGAAACCAAACAGACCAAAAUUCAGGAAGAUAAUCUGAUUGCCAGGGACCACAAUACUGCAUUUAUUGAAGAUCAAAUAGUUCCUCAAAGCUUUCAAGGAGAAGAAAAAGAAAACAUGAAUCUUGAAGACAAAGGACCCAUUUUGGAGACAGAAGAUAUGACCAAGAUACCAGAGAAUGCAAAUGAGACUAACAAGAAAAUUCUUUCAGAUGAAGAUGAAGAGGUGGCUCGAGGAGAAGACAAAGUCUAUGCAAGAGAGAAUAAUGAAAAACAGAAUAUGGAGGAAGAGGACACUGCUAAGAAACUCGAUUCCAUAUCACUUGGAGAUGAAACACUUGAGGUGAGCAACUGUGAUCUUUUAUCAACUAAGGUCAUAAUCAAAGAUUCAGAAGCAGCUGCUGAUUACAGCACAGACACAACGACCUUUAAGGAUGAGGAAAAACUGAGCAAAGACUCCAAAUCUUCUAUUCUUACAAAGCCACCAAAAGAAGAAAAAAGAGAAAAAGAAAGUAAUGAGAAGAACAUGAAUGUCAGCUCUUGGGCGUCUGAGGAGUCUGAAAAAAAGGUUAAAGAGGAGUAUGAACAACUUAAGAUGGUUGAUGCAAGUGAGGAAAUUGAAGAACAGGUAAUAGAUAAAGAAGGCCUUACUAUUACCCUCUCCAGGGAAUCCAAUGGAGAAGAAGUAAUUGAAGAAAUCUCUCAGGAAGCCCAAAAGGGCAACAUAGGAAAGGAGGCCCAUGAGGAACUUGCAAGCAGUGAAGAAACAGCUAAAGAGAGCUUUUCAGAACACAAAAUGGUGCUACAUGGAGAGGUACAAGAGGUAACAGUAACAACCAAUAAUGGUGAGAACACAGAGGAAAGAACAGUUGAGGGACAUAGUACCUUUAAGGGCCACUCUAUUGCCUCUAUUAAAGAUAUAUGUGAGGGAGACAAGGUUCAAGCAUCAUCCAUUAUUCAGAUGACUGGGGAACUUAACACAGAUGGUGCAGAAAAGAACUCUAAGAAGCAGAAUGCAAAGAAAGAUGGCACUGUUGAAGAAACCUCCAAGGAAGACGGAAUGGAGACAAGAAAUCACAAUGUUAAAGGGGAGUUAGAACUUGCACAACAAAAAAUUGACGCAACAGGGAGUAGAGAGGAGACAAAAGAAGCAACCUCACAACCGGAUGAAGGUGCAUGUGGACAGAAGAUAACAAAGUCUGAAAAGCCAGUGGGUACAACUAAUGAAGUAUCAGAGUUGGAUGACAAGAGGAAUGAAAAGACCAUUGAAACAGAGAUCAAUUCUAGUAAAUUGCCCUUAGAUGACAAAACUAAUGAAAAUGUUCAAGAAGCUUCUAUGAUAGCAUUGCAAGAACAGGAGUUCAAACCAAUUGAAGGAAAUGAGGAAACAAAAGACGAGACUCCAGAAAUAAAUGAAGCCCAAUAUGAGAACCUGGAAGUCCCUGACAAUGCUAAUACAAGAGUGACCAAGAUGUCUGAUGACAUCCUUGGAAUGCAGUUAGAAGAUAUGGGAAAGCAGAGCACAAAUGAAGAGCUGAAUCCAAGAAAAUUUGAUUCAGUUAAGAAGCUUCAACAGGCCUCCGAACCAACGGAUGAAGAUCAAAGUUGUCCCACAGUCCUAGAAAUGAAAGAGACCACAGUUCAGGAAGAUAUUGUGGAUGCCAAGGGCCAUAAUAAUACUGCAUCUAUUGAAGAUCAAAUGGCUACUCAUAGAUUCCAAGGGGAUGAAAAAGAAAGUAUGAAUCUUGAAGAGAAAGAACCCACAAUGGAGACAGAAGAGCACACCGAAGAAAAAGGGAAAGCAAAUGACACCAUCAAAAACAUUCUUUCAAAUGAAGAUGAAGAGGUUAUUCAAGGAGAAGACAUGGCUGAUGCAAGUGAGAAUAUUGAAAAACAUAUUACUGACAAAGAAAGCGCUGCUAAUGAACUCGACUUCAUAUCACUUGGAGUUGGAACAGUUGAGGCGAGGGACGGUGAUUUUGUAUCCACUAUGCUCCUAAUCAAAGAAUCAGAUGCAGCAGCUGAUGAAAGCACAGAUACAGUCACCUUAAAGGACAAGGAAGAACUGAACAAAAACCCUGAAUCUCCUCUUACAGAACAAUCAAAAGAGGAAACAAGAGACAAAGAAAGCAGUGAGAAGCAUAAAAGUGUCUCCCCUUUGAUGCAUGAGUUUGAAGAAAAGACUAAAGAGGAGUCUGAACAACUUAAGAUAGUUGAUGCAAGUGAGGAAUUCAAAAAACAGGUGGAAGAUGAAGAAGAUACCAUUAUCACCCUCUCUGAGCAAUCAACCAGAGAAGCAGAAGUUAAAGAAAUCUCUCAAGAAUCCAAAGUGGAGAUCAUAGGAGAGGCAUAUGAGGAACUCGCAAACAGUGAAGAAACAAUUAAAGAGAGAUUUCCAGAAGACAACAUGGCACCUAAUAGAAAGGUAUAUGAGGGACUAGCAACAACCAGUAAUGAUGAGAACACAGAGGAAGGAACAGUGGAUGGGAAUAGCACCUCUGAGGACCAAUUCGUUGCCACUGUUAAAGAGAUCUGUCAAGGAGACAAGGUUCAAACUUCAUCUUUUAUGCAAAUAUCUAGAGACCUCGGCAAAGAUAGUGCAGAAAAGGACUCUAAGGAGAAAGUUGCAAAGGAAGAUGACAAUGUUGAAGACAUCUCCACCAUAACCAUUGAAGAAGAAGCAUUUAAAGAAAGAUCUAAGCAAGACAGAAUGGAGGCAGUAAAACACAGUCUAGAGGUUAUAAAGAAUAUGGAAGCCAUGCAACAGAUUGGAGCAACAUGGUGCAAAGAGGAGACAGAAGAAGCAACCUCACAAAAAGUUGAACUAGAAGAAGAUAAGCUUGAAGUUACUUGCAAUCUUGCUUCUGAAGAGAACAUUCCAGAAACAUAUGAGAUGAAUUCAAGUAGCUUGGGAAGUACUCAAGACAAAAAUGUAAAGGUUAAAGAAAGCUUCAACAUAGAAGAGAAUGUAGGAGAGGAGAUUCAAGGAGCAGAACAACUUGAUGAAGGUGAAAAUGGACAGAACAUAACAAAGUCUGAAAAGCCAGUAGGAGCAACUAAUACAGAAACAGAAUUGGAUGAUAAAAAUAAUGUCAAGACCAGUGAAACAAAGAUCAAUUCUUGUAAAUUUCCCUUAGAUGAAAAAACUAAUGAAAAUGUUCAAGAAUCUCCCAAAAUGGUGUCACAAGAACAGAAGUUCAAACCAAUUGAAAGAAACGAGGAAACAGGAGAUCAGACUCCAGAAAUAAAUAAAGCCCAAGAUGAGAACCUGGAAACCCCUGACAGUGCUAAUACAAGAGAGCCCAAGAUGUCUGAUGACAUCCUUGGAAUGAAGUUAGAAGAUAUGGAAAAGCAGAGCACAAAUGAAGAGCAGAAUCCAAGAGAAUCCGAUUCAGGUAAGAAGGUUCAACAAGCCUCUGAACCAAUGGGUGAAGAUCUAAGUUGUUCCAUGGUCCCAAAAACGAAAGAGACCACAAUUCAGGAAGAUAUUGUGGUUGCCAAGGACCAUGAUACUGUAUCUAUUGAAGAUCAAAUGGCUACUCAUAGCUUUCAAGGAGAUGAAAAAGAAAUCAUGAGUCUUAAUGAGAAAGGACCCACAUUGGAGACGGAAGAUCACAUCAAGAAAAAACAGAAUGUAACUGAGACCGUCAAGAACAUUUUUUCAAAUGAAAAUGAAGAGGUGAUUGAAAGAGAAGACAGAGCUAAUGCAAGUUGGAAUAUUGAAAAACAUAUCAUGGACGAAGAAAACACUGCUAACAAACUUGAUUCCAUAUCACCUGGAGAUGAAGCAGUUGACAUCAACUCAAAUGAUGUGAGGGACUGUGACCUUGUAUCUACUAAGCUUGUAGUCAAAGAAUCAGAUGCAGCUUCUGAAGACAGCACAGAAGCAAUGAGCUUAAAGGAUGAGGAAGAAGUGGACAAAAACCCUAAAGAAACAGUUUACAUCAGCUCAAAUGUAAAUAUUGCAACACAGGUGAGGGACAGUGAUCUUGUAUCCACUAAGAUUGUAGUCAAAUCAGAUGCAGCUGCUGAUGACAGCACAGACACAAUGAGCUUAAAGGAUGAGGAAAAAGUCAACAAAAACCAUGAAUCAUCUCCUCUUACAGAGCAAUCAAAAGAAGAAACAAGAGAAAAAGAAAGCAGCAAGAAGCAAAUGAGUCUCUCCUCUUUGGUGCCUAAGGAGUCUGAAGCAAAAAAUAAAGAGGAGUUUGAACAACUUAAGAUAGUUGAUGCAAGUGAGCAAACCGAAAAACAGGUGGUAGAUGAAGAAGGCACCAUUAUCUCCCUCCCUGAGGAGUCAAUUGGAGAAGCAGCAGUUGAAGAAAUCCUUCAAGAAUCCAAAUUGGAGGGCAUAGGGGAGGCACUUGAGGAACCCGCAAGCAGUGAAGAAACAGCUAAAGAGAGCUUUACAGAAGACAAAUUGGCACCUGAUGGAAAGGUAAACGAGGGACUGCCAGCAAUCAAUAAUGUGGAGAACACAAAGGAAAGAAUAGUGGAGGGGAAUAGCAACAUCAAGGACCAAUCUACUGCCCCUGAUAAAGAGAUCAAUCAGGGAGACAAGGUUCAAGCUUCGACUAUUAUGCAAGUAUCUGGAGACCUUGACAAAGAUAGUGCAGAAAAGAACUUUGAGAAGCAGAUCACAAAGGAAGAUGGCACUGUUGAAAAUACCUCCAUCAUAUCCACUGAAGAAGAAGCACUUAAAGAAAAAUCUAAGCAAGGCAGAAGGGAGGAAGGAAAGCACAGUGUAGAGGUUAAAGAGAAUGAGUUAGAACCUGCACAACAGAACAUUGAAGUAACAGGGUGCAGAGAGGAGACAAAAGAAGCAACACCACAGGAAGUUGAACCAGAAGAAGAAGAGCUCAAUGUUGCUUACAAGCUUGCUUCUCAAGAGAAUAUUCCAGAAACAGCUGAGAUGAACCCAAGUAGCUCAGAAAGCCCAGAAGACAAAUAUGUAAAAGCUAUGAACAUCUCCUACUUAGAUGAGACUAUGGGAGAGGACAUUCAAGGAGCUGAACAACUGGAUGAAGGUGAAGAUGGACAGAAUAUAACAAAAUCUGAAACGCUAAUGGGAGCAACUAAUACAGCAUCAAAAUUGAAUGAUAAGAGUAAUGAAAAGAUCAAUGAAACAGAGAACACUUCUGGUAAGUCACCCUUAGAUGACAAAAUUAAUGAAAUUGUUCAAGAAUCUUCUUUGAUGGCAUCACAAGAACAGGAUCUCAAACCAAUUGAAGGAAACAACGAGACAAAAGAUGAGACUCCAGAAAUAAAUAAAGCCCAAGAUGAUAAUUUGGAAACCCCUGACAAUGCUACUACGAGAGAGUCCAAGAUGUCUGAGGACAUCCUUGGAAUGCAAUCAGAGGAUAUGGGAAAAGAGAGCACAAAUGAAGAACAGAAUCCAAGAGAAGUUGAUUCAGGUAACAAGCUCCAACAGGCCUCCAAACCAAUGGAUGAAGAUCAAAGUUGUGCCACAUUCCUAGAGACCACAAUUCAAGAAGAUAUUGUGGAUGCCAAGGACCAUAAUAAUACUGCAUCUAUUGAAGAUCAAAUGGCUACUUAUAGCUUUCAAGGGGAUGAAGAAGAAAGCAUGAGUCUUGAAGAGAAAGAACCCACACUAGAGAUAGAAAGUCACACUGAUAAAACAAAGAAUGCAACUGAGACCAUCAAGGGAAUCCUUUUAAAUGAAGAUGAAGAGGUGACACAAGGAGAAGACAGAGGUGAUGCAAGUGAGAAUAUUGAAAAAUAUAUUAUGGACACAGAAAACACUGCUAAACAACUUGAUUCAAUAUCACUUGGAGAUGAAACAUUUGAUGUGAGGGACUGUAAUCUUGUAUCCACUAAGCUCAUAGUCAAAGAAUCAGAUGCAAUUUCUGAUGACAGAACAGACACAAUGAGCUUCAAGGAUGAGGAAGAAUUGAACAAAAACCCUAAAUCUUACCCUCUUACAGAACAAUCAAAAGAAGAAACCAGAGAAAAAGAAAGCAGCGAGAAGCCCAUGAGUGUCUCAUCUUUGAUGCCAAAGGAGUCUGAAGAAAAGACUAAAGAGGAGUGUGAGGAACUUAAGAUAGUUGUUGCAAGUCAGGAAACUGAAAAACAGAUGCUAGAUGAAGAAGGCACCAUUAUCACCCUCUCUAAGGAAUCAAGUGCAGAAGAUGCAGUUCAAGAAAUAUCUCAAGAAGCCAAAACGGAGAACAUAGGAGAGGCACAUGAGGAACCUGCAAACAGUGAAGGUAAGGCCACCAAGAAAAUGAUUGUUAAGGAAAGCAGUGCUGUUAAGGACCACUCCACAGUAACUGUUAAAGAAAGCUCUCAGGAAGUUGACAAGCAUGUGGUACUAUCAACAGACAGUUCAGGUGAGAAAACAGAAAAGCAUAUCAUAGACAAUGAAGUCACCAAUGACACCUCUGAAGUACCUACAGAGGAAGAAACAGAUAAAAAGGGCUUUCAUGAAUAUGAAGAAGAGGCCAAAAAACCUGAAAAUGUUCAGGAAUUUGAAUUAGAAGCCACAGAGCAGAACUUUGAAGCAACAAGUGACACAGAGCAGACAGAGAUAAUAGCAACUUCAAUGAAUGAGGAAGAACUGCAGAAACAAAACAGAGAGGAUUUGGAGAGAAGCAAGAAGCUUGUCAUGUGUGAGGAGCAGAUUGAAGAGGAUUUAGGGAAAGAAGAGAACAAAAAUAAAAAAAUAGAUAUGGCAACCAUCACCAUGGUGAAAGAAGGGUCAAACUUGCAGGAAGCCGAACAAGGAAAUAUGUAUGGUGCUUCUGACUCUGAUUCUGAAGAUAAAAAUAGAACAACAAUUGAAACAAAGUCAACUAGCCCAGAGAACCAACAUGUUGGACAUGUGAACCUGGAGAAGACAACCAAUUUAAGUUUGAACAUAGACAAGGAGAUCCUAGCAGCAGAAGAAAAUCUUGAUACAGAUGAAGGUGAACAGAGGAUAAAGUGUGAAACACAGGAAGGAGCUUCUGAUAUGGUACCGCUUUUUGAAAACCAGGUUAUUGAAAUGACUGCUCAAACAGAGAACACUGCUAGUAAAGUUCUCUCAGAUGACACAUUGGAAGAGAAGUUUCAUGAAUCUUCUGUAUCAGAAAUGAAAGAAAAGGCACUCAAGUCAAUGAAAACGAGUCAGGGUAUAAAUGAUGAGGUUCCAAUAGAAAAUGAAGCCCAAGAUAUGAACCUGGAAACCACUUUAUUUUGCAACACUACAGAAGAUAUGUACACACAGAAAGAGGAGCCCAAGAAGCUUGAGGAAUUCAUUCAAAAGAAGACUCAGGAUAUUGAGAAGGAUAGUUCAAAAGAAGGGCUUCAGGAAGAUGGGGGCAUAAAGCUAAACAGACCCACUGAACUAGAUUCUGAAGAGUGUAUCUCUGAGUUUAAAAAUGAUGCUAUUCAAGAGAUGGAGAGAACUAAUGAAUGCACUGAGCCUAGUGCUUAUAGACAGCCAGAAAUACAAAAAGAUGAGGAGAGUUUGGUGGAAAGCUUAGAGAAGGACAAAUCAGAUGGUGGACAGCCAUUGGAUGAAGCACCUGAAGAUCUUGAGAAAACUGAUCUGACUGCAAACAUUGAAAAGGAUAUCAUACACUUGGAGAAAGAGGAUGAUCAUGUUAAGAAUGUUGAAGAAAGUUUUGAGAACAUUCCCGGUGAAGGUGACCUUGAGCACAUAAUUAUGUCAAGGACAGGAAAUGACGGUGAUGAAAUAAAAGAGGCUUCUGAUAGUGCAAAAAAUGAAAGUAAUCUGGAAGAGCAGAAUUUUGGAGAUGAUGAUCCAUGUGAGAAGAUUGAAGGGGCCUAUGAAUCACUGCCUGGAGAUCAAGGCAACCAGAUAUUCCCCAGAAAUGGUGAGGACUGUGAGGUUAAGGUCCACAAUACUGUGUGCUUCAAAGAUCAAGUUGUUAACCAAAACUUUCAAGCAGAUGAAAAGGUUACCAUGAUUCUUGAGGAAACAGGAGCCAAUUUGGAGGCAGAAGAUCGCACCAAGAAAACAGAAGAUGCAAAAGAGACCAUGAUGGAUGGCAUCUUAAAUGACAGUGAUAAGAUGCCUGAGGGAAAUGACAAUGCUGAUGCAAGUGAGAGCACUGAGAAACAGACAUCUCUUGGGGAUGGAGUACUUCAUGAGAUCACUAAAGAAAAUGAUGAGAAGACAGAAGCAAUAAACUUGAAGGAUGAGGAAGUUCCAAUUAACAAGCCUGAAGCUUCUCCUAUUACAGAACUAUUAGAAGAAAAGAUAACACAAAAACAAAGUACUGAGAAGUUUGCAGAUGGGUCAUUGUUGGUCUCUGGUGUGUAUGAAGGAACAAUUAAAGAGGAGAUUUUGGAGGGAGCAGAGAAAAGUAAUGAAAAGCUUGAUGAUGCAUCUGUUAUGACAAUAACAGAAGAGACAAGUUUAGAGAAGAGUGAAUCAGAAGCUGAGAGGACUGUAGAGGCCUCUGGUGUUGGUUCUCAAGAGAAGAUCUCAGAAACAGUUGAAAAAAAUGAAACUAGUUUACAGCAUGGAGAAAUCAAAAGUGUGAAGCUUGAUGAAAACUCCAAUCCUGUGCAACCAGUUCUCACCAUUGAAGCUAUGGAUGCAGAAAAGGAGGAUGUCAUUGUGGAAAACCUGGUUGCAGAUGAAGUUGAAGAAACCAACAGGUUUUCUGAUAGAGUAUCUGAGUCCAAUGAUCAAGGUGUUGAGGUAAUUGCUGAACCUCAAAGCACAACUGAGACUAGCCCACAGUGUGAAAUCAGAAGAGUGGAGUCCAAUGAAAACCCCAACCCUGUACCUUGGCUACAGUCUAAAGAAGCCAACAGUGUGAAGUCUGAUGAGAACUCCAAUCCAUUGCCUCCACUACAUCAUGAGGAAGCCAAAAUUUUGGAGAAUGAUCAGAAAUCCAAUCUUGUGACUCCACUUUCAACCAUUGAGGGUAAGGAUGACAAAAAGGAGUAUCUUCUAGUGGAAAACAUGGGCGAAGAUAAAGUCAAAGAAGAAAUAAGCAAGUCUUCUGAUACAGUAUCCCAAUCCAAAGAUCAAGGUUUUGAAACAAUUACCGAAUCUGAGAUCACAGUUGAUCAGACUCCCUUAGCUGAUGAAUCAGAAGCAAAGCUUCAGGAUCCAUACGCAUUUGUUUUGGAACCGGAGGUUGCAAUGGCAACCUCAAUUGAGAAAAUAAAAGACAAGAUGUUUAAGGAAUAUGAAACCAUGGAAGAGAAGAGUUCAGAUUUUCCUUUUAUCAUGGAGACAUCAAAAGAGACAAGCUUUCAGAAAAAAGAGAUCAGGGAUCCUGAAGUAGUGUUGACAGUGGGAAUUGAAGGUACAGAGAAUCAGAGCUUAAUUGAAAAGAUGUGCUUGCAGAGAGAAGAGCCCAGGAAACUUGCACAAGCAUAUAAAAAGGGGCUCGAAGACAUAAUGGAGAGUCCAAACACAGAAUCCGAGGAAAAAGUAGUCCAGAAGCUGGACAAAUCUUUGAAAAUAGACAUUGAAAAACAAUUUUUUGAGACAAAAGAUGCUCAUUCACUCUUGGAGAGGGAAAAAAUUACAGUAGUGAAUGAACCCAGUGAAUGUAGUGAACAUCAGACUCCGAAGGAUGAGGAAACCUUGGAAUCAAACUCACAGAAGGAAGAAUCAGAACGCCAGAAGCUUGAAAAUACCUUCAGUGAAGUUUUUGAGGGACCUGAAACAGGUGGUGUAAGAGCAGACACUGAAAGAGGUAUCCUGGAGAAAGAUGGCUGCAAUGAGAACUUUGAAGAACACUCUGAGGAAGAGAGAAAGAAUCAGAAUUUGGAUGCAAUCGAUCCGCACGAAAAGAUUAAUACUGCAGAACUAGAGAUCACAAAUGAGAACCUCAACCUUGAGAAGCUUGAAAAGAUUUCUCAAUCUGUCCCCAAAAUCCAGAUUGAUCAAAUACUUGCCAACACAGAGAAAAACAAAAAUAAGGAAGAUGGAGUCCAUGUCAUAGACCAGAGUACUGUAUUGGUUGAAGAAAGUCAGCAUCUUGAGAAGGCUGAACAAGAUCAGUGUGAGGAAGAAAAUGAAGUAAAUGACAUUGCAAGAGGAGAGGAAGAGGUGUCUGAAAUGAUUGAGGAUCACACUCCAAGUGAGAAGGUUGCAGAAUGGAUACCUGAAGAAAAGGGAGUAUUAGAGGACCAACACCCUUCGUGUGUCACUAAAGAAGUGGCUAAAGAGGAUAAUCAAGAAGGAAAAGAAGAGGUAAAGAAGGUUGAAGAGGAUGCAACUGCAUUGGAGCAUGAAGAUCAGAUUAAAGAAUUGGAAGGUGUAGAAGAUCAUAAAGAGAAAAUAAAUGAAGUAAGACUAACAUGCGAAAAUUCCAAGGAAGAGGCAUCCAAGGAACUUGAGGAUGUGAACGCAAGUGAGAACACUAGAAAAGUGAUUGCAAAGGAAAAGAGAGCUGUCCUGGACUCUUACCUAGUUCCUCUGGGAGAAAAGAUAUGUAAAGAGAUGCACGAUGAAAAGGAGGAAGAACAUGUUCUAAAGGUGGCAAUUAAAUUGGAUCACAAAGAUCAGACUUACAACGUGGAGAUUGAAGACGAACUAAGAAAGAAACUAGAUGAAGCAAAUGAGAGUGCAAAGUGUGAAACAUUAAAUGAAGAGGUGUGUUAUGAAAUUAACAAUGCUAAAGCAAACGAAAAAAUUGAAAAGAAGAUUAAGGUGGAAGAGCAAGCUCUUAAGGAAACUUCCAUAGCUUUCAGUGAAAAUGAAACAAUCAGAAGCCAACAAGAGGAUGAAAAAGAGGGCAAGAAGAUUCAGGAUGCAACUAAAUUGGCCUCUGGAGAUAAGAAUGAUGAAGAAAGAGGCAAAAAAGAUAUGACAGGCUACAGUAUUGCAAAUGAAGAGGUCAAAAGCUCUCACUUUAUAUUGGUGGAACAGAGGUUAGAAACUACAGGUUCUAUCAACCAGACAGGAACUGUGGCCAUGGAGGACAAGCAAGAAGUACAAGUCAAAGUAGGCAACAUGCCUGAAGAACUCUCUGGAGUUGUAUCUAAAAUAUCAGUUCAUGAAAGAAUGAAGAAAAAAGAAGAUCACUCUGAAAGCAGAAUUGAAGAUACAAGCUCUCAAAAAGACCUUACUGAAGCAGAGAAUCUUAAGAGCACUUUUUCUCACAGAGAAUCUAGUCCAAGUGGCAUUACUGAAUACUUGCACAAAAAAGACAUGGAGGUUCUAACCAGUGACCCUAGCAAUCCAUCUCUCACCAAGGCUUCACAAGAAAAAGCACCAGAAAAUAGAGGCAAGAUGGCAAGAGAUGAAGAGGUAAUAAGACAGUCGGUAUUUGUCAAACAAGCAGAAGUUGAACUGAGCAUCCCAAGAGACGUAAAAGAAGAAAACAUUAAUGAUAAGGCUCCCAUAGAAGAAAUUCUAAAGAAGGAAGGCAAAGAGAAGUCUGAAGAUGGCAAGAUCCAUGAAACAAUAUGUACAGACCAGAAUGGCGAAACCAAAGUUCAAGAAAGAGAAGACCAGUUUGUUGUCUUAUCUACUGAACAGGCAACUGUAGGGAGAUGCAUUAGAGAUGACACCGAAGAGCUUGAUGCCGCUUCUAAUUUUGUACUCAAACUCAAAGAGAACAGCCAUGUGAAGACUGAUUUGGUGUCUGAAGCACAGAUUCAGACAAAUGAAGAAACAGAAAGCACAAAUAUAGAGGAUGCCGGUAGUAGAAAUCAGAAUCUUGAUCUUUCAUCUGAUAUCCAGCAUCUAGCCAAAGAGAUACCAACAAUAGAUGGCACUUUGAAUGUUCCAGAAGUCAUUGAAAUCUCCCAGAACAUUGAGAUACUCGAAGAGGCCUCUGGUGGAAUAUCUCAAGAAAGGAUCUUGAGAAAAGAAGCUUCAGUUAAGGGCACAGGGACAAAGAUUCCAACUGAAGACAGAAACAUUACAUCUGUGCCACAGCAUACUAUUGAGAAGACCUUACAAGAAGCAGAAGUGACAUAUCAGAGACCUGGAGAAAUUUCAGGAACUGAGCCAGAAGAGAAGGCAGUGGAAUAUGGAACAAAGAAUGGAGUGGUUGAUGAAGCUGGAGAAACAAUUGAAGAGGUCAAGCCUUCAGAUACAGAUAAGGUUUCAUUAUCUGAUCUCCUACGGAGACCCACAAAAGAAACUUUGCAGAUGGUUGCCCAGGAUACAAAGCCACCAGGCAAUGAUGACCAAUUGGAAAAUAAAGAGGAACAAACCAUGCAAGUGGAAGAAGAGAAAACAGAUGAAGAAGAGAAAGAUGAUGAGGAAGAAGAAGAUGAACACAGAAAGGCAGACUCAAGUUCUGAUGCCCCACUCCUGGUAGAAGCCUCUAGAGAUGUGGAUGCUAAACGAACCCAUAAAAAAUCUCAUAACAUACUGUCAGGUGUUGGGUCCAAGGUCAAGCACUCAAUUGCCAAGGUGAAAAAAGCAAUCACUGGUAAGUCCUCCCAACCAAAGCCAGCAUUGCCCAAAUGAGCGAGCAGAUGACUGUUGGCAGUUGAAACCAAGUGAAUGGAGGAUCUAGUUUGAAAUCAUUUCAGUGGUAUAUUUACUAGUAGUAUUUUGUUGGUCUGAUGUUUUCCUGAGGUCUGAGCACAGUACUUGUACAUUUUCUGUUUAAGUGUCAACCACCAUAUUGUAUGAGUGUAUUAGCUUUAGUUUGUACAUACGACUACAUGGGCACCUUCUACACUAUUUAUUCUAUUAUUGC